Poeciliopsis prolifica (blackstripe livebearer) is the source of this 2661-nucleotide messenger RNA. RefSeq names its product sorting nexin 24 (gene snx24). Bases 136 to 654 code for a protein of 172 amino acids. Gene Ontology annotation, molecular function: phosphatidylinositol phosphate binding. The record is from RefSeq and is a predicted model, not a curated record. The transcript has 7 exons. Lineage: Eukaryota; Metazoa; Chordata; Actinopteri; Cyprinodontiformes; Poeciliidae.
AGUGAUUUUUAUCAUUCUAACUGCAGCAAACCACCAGCAGUCAGUCAGGUGUUUGGGUUAAAUGCGUGUGUGUGUGUGUGUGCGCGCCAGACGGUCACGUAGAAGCCGAACAGAACCGUUUGGUCCGGCGGGAAAAUGCAGCCGAUCCGACUGUCGAUCCCGUCGUUCCGCUCGGAGAACAGCUCGGUGGAGAAAGGAUUCACGGUCUUCAAAAUUGACGUCCUGGUGAACGGCAGACUGCACAGUGUUGAGAAACGCUACAGUGAAUUUCACGCUUUGCACAAAAUGCUGAAAAAAAGCAUAAAACCUCCUGAAAUCCCUUCGAAGCAUGUUAGAAACUGGGUCCCUAAAGUUCUGGAGCAGAGGAGGCACGGCCUGGAGCUCUACCUGCAGACUGUAAUUAUGGAAAACGAGGUCCUCCCAAAGAUAUUCCUGGAUUUCCUCAACGUCCGCCAUUUUCCUUCAGUGCCAAAAACGGAAAGCUGUGGCUCUUUUGACACAGAAUCAAUGGAAUCAAGUAAACUGUCUCAUCAGCCAGUGGUUGUUUAUCUCAGAGAUCCAUACCUGCUUCCUUCUGCACACGAUUCCUUUUCCAAUGUUGUGAUUGAAGGCGUGGUGGACGGCGUUUUCUACCCAGAUUUUCAGCAGAGGUAGAGUCGCAAGCCGGCAGUCAGACCAAUGCGUCUCACCAGCUUUGUUGUGCACCAGGAAGAACGUAUAAGAACAUAAUUUGAGCCUCUUUUUAACUCACAGACAUACAUCAAAAACUCAUAAGUCUUCUACUUUUUUUUAAACUAAAAUUGAUCACUGGUUUCUGAAUAAUUCACUACAAAACUUAUGUUUUGCUACAUAUUCCAUCUGGUUUUCACUUUAAAACUCAACUUUAAGAUGUAAAUUAAAUGAGAAAUAGUCUGACAGGUACAUUUAGAUAGCUUGGAAAAAGAGAAACAUUCUCAGUAGUUUUAGAGUUAGAUAUUGGAAUAAUAAUAAAAAUAGGCUGGAAAUGUUAAUGAAUGUAUCGUAUCUGGAAGAUAAUGGUUGAACUAAACCUUUGAUGCAUUUCUUUUUGCCAUGAAGGAGCCAGUCGAGGGCGAACGGCAGGAAUAAUGUGGCUCUGGUUUCAUUCUGGUUACACUGAAAAAAUGUAAGCAGAUUCUGAAAUGAUGUGGAUCCUCAUAUGUAGUUUUUUGUUAAAUGGUUCAAAUGCUCCGUUCCAAGCAGUGGUGAACUUGAGGUUUUUAAAGAAGCACGCAGUUUGAAACCAAAACUGCAAAAGCUUUCACUGUGGUGUAGUUUGAGUAAAUUAAAAACUGCCUUUAAAUAGAAAUGACCGUUAUACCAGCUGUAUGAAAUAAAUGGUUUAUGACUCAUUACGUUACACGGAGCCUGUUGCAUAAAAAUCUCUUAUUAGAUAUUGACACUCCUGGCAAAAUAUGUGUAAAAAACCUUAAAUUAAAUUGUUUUUGUGGGGAGUUGUUAAUCCUGGUGUGCUACUCUUCACUCCAGUUUUAUAAACCCUGCAGUUUCUUUCCUCCAACUUUAGAAAUAUUGAGCUUAGUUGAAAAUACACAUUUGCCUUAUUUAAAUUGCAUCCUCUUUUUAAAUAAUUACCAUUUAAAAAUUCCUUCAAACUCAGAUUAACUUAAAAAUUAUUAAUAAGAAAUGCUUCGAUUACAUUGUCUUUACACUUAAAUGUACUUACAAACAUGAGUAUAUUUCUUAAAAGAUCUUUAUGUUUCCCAGGUGUAUAACUGUUGAAAUGUUUUUAGCCUCUGCUGUUUGAUGCAGAACUUACUGAACCUUGAUGGUACCAAACCUGCUUGGCAUCAAUUUCGAUUAGACUAAUUAAGCAGAAGUUUCCACUUUUUAAUCAGAUCCUUAAAGUUAGAGUCGUGUGUUUGUGGUGCGUCUACCUUAUUUUCUGUUACAAAUUUUUAUGCGAAGACUUAUUUAUUGUGAAAGGAAAACAAUACACAGCCUAUAGAGAUGGUCAAUUGAAUAAUUGGUUUCAGAUUAGUUGUUUUUUUUUUAGUUAGCGAUCUAUGCAAAACUAUUUCAGCUCAAAAACGAGUUUUGAGCCGUUACUGUGAAGCUGCUUCUGUACGAACGCUGUCCUGGCAGCUGUAGGUUGAAGGAUGAUUUCCACAAAAAAAAUUCUUGUUUCUAAACAAACCUGGAUCAUUUUCUCUUUUUAUUCCUGAAAACCAGCAUCUAACACUAACUGCUUUCAUGUUGCAUUAAAAAUGGGAAUAUAUCAUUAAUAGGCCAGUUGUGAACAUAUUAAUUAAGUAGAGAUUUAAAGGGUAAUUUGUUUUACCGUGCAAUAUAAGACCAUACAACUACUCACUGUUUUGUUGAUGUCGACUAAAUCUGUGACUUUGUUUGGAGUCGUCAAUGAUCAGUUGUUUAAUCUUUUUUUUUUUUUUUCCCUUGGCUGGAUCUUUAUUUCUUAACACUGAAGCAAAAAUCUCUGUUUAUUAGUAAAAGGAAGUUUAUUAAAAUCAUCCUGUAAAGAUUCAUGGUGAAGAUUUUUAUGUAUUUAUUGUGUAACUGAGUGGAAGUGUCAUAUCUGUGCCAUAAUGUCAAACUACAAUAAACGCUGAAUCUACACUAACAAAUGCUUUGUAAUAUACAAACACUAAUAAAAUUAUGUUUCACAAA